Molecule: messenger RNA, 717 nt
Organism: Solanum dulcamara
Lineage: Eukaryota; Viridiplantae; Streptophyta; Magnoliopsida; Solanales; Solanaceae
Exons: 1
Coding region: 183-581 (132 amino acids)
Source: RefSeq, a predicted model, not a curated record
AAAAAUCUAAACGUUUCCAGAAAAAUCUAAACAGAACCUUCUAGCUUUUCCAGCACCUUCUAAAUCCUAAUCGAACCCAAUAUUAUAAAUACCCAAUUUAACCAUCUUCAUCUUCAUCUUCAUCUUCAUACACAAAGACUCUGUAAGUCACCAAAAACUUUAUCAAUCAACAAAAAAAAAAAAUGAAGCCAGUAACGAUCAAAACAGAGUGCAGAGCAAACGAAGAAGGACGAAAGCACGUUGAAAAACUCGAAAUCGAUACAAAAAACGUCGAUACAGUUAAGUAUGUCGAAAAAAAAUUGAUGGAGAAAGGGGUGAAGAGAUUGGAGCGGCAUCCGGCGGAUGGGUUGCCGUUAAAGCAUGAUCCAAAAAAGGGGCACGGAGGAAAAUACACGUGGGAAGGACCCGAUAAGGAAGCAGAUAAUGAAUUGGAUCCAGUGCCUCCAGCGUUGGAUGAGAAGGAUCCGAAUUAUGUGGAUGAAGAAGAAACCAAGGAAGAAAUGGAUGUAAUUGAAGUAGCGAAAUUGGCAGGAAAAGGUGUUGCUAGAAUAGAUGUUGAUCCUAAUUUGAAAGUUAAUUAAUGAUAAUUGAAUGUUGUGAUUUGAAAAAAAAAUAAAAAUUUGUGUGAUUUGGGUUGUUAAUUACUUGUAUUUAGUAUGUAAAGAUGAUCUUGUGAUGCAAUAAUAAGUGCAGGUUUUAGACUAAAAUUUCAUAACA